UAACUUGACCCGUGAACCAGUUUUAUCCGCCCCAUCUCCAUUAUUUUCCAUAAAAGCUUAGUUUUAGCCAACCACUCCAAUGAUUUCAAGAAACACCAGUGUUUGGUUAAUAAUUCAGGCCCCCUGUUAGGCUGUUACAAAUAUAGAUCAUUAAUUUGUGUGAAACAAACAAACACACACAUCCCACCACAUAGACAUAGGACUCUCAUUUGACACUUUUCUUCAAGUGCUGUCCCCUUUAGUGUGUGUUGUGUGUGAUAGAGAGAGAGAGUGAGCAGAGGCUUCUCAUUUACUACUACAGGUAUUGGAAAAAACCUGUCUUCUAUUCUGUCCUGUUUUGAGUGUGGAGUGGGGGAGUUCCCAUUCUUGUACUUGGCUUCUGAAUACAGACAGUGUCCUUGGAGAGAGCUUUGUGAUUCUUUAGUACGAGACAUGAGGUACAUUCGGACAGCCAGCCUGAAGAGGCUGUUCUCCCUCAGACGCCACGGUUUUGAUGAAGAACUGCCCAGAGAAUCCGAUUUCAGUACAACUGAAGAGAAAUCAGACCAUUUUCAAAAGCCCACAUGGAAAUGCUUUUCCUAUGAAGAAAUCUUUGCUGCCACCGCUGGUUUUUCCUCAGACAAUAUGGUCGGGAAAGGAGGGUAUGCGGAGGUUUACAGAGGAGUGCUGGAAGACGGACAGGCAAUUGCAGUCAAACGAUUGACAAAAGCAACAAAUGAUGAAAGGAAAGAGAAGGAGUUCUUGACAGAGAUUGGAACACUCGGCCAUGUUUCACACCCGAAUGUAACAUCCCUUCUUGGAUGUUGUAUUGACAAUGGGCUUUACCUCGUUUUCCAGUUCUCCUCAAAGGGUUCUGUUGCUUCUCUUCUCCAUGAUGAGAAGUUGCCUGCUAUGGACUGGAAAACAAGGUACAAAAUUGCAGUUGGAACUGCCAGGGGCCUACAUUACUUGCACAAGACAUGUCCCAGAAGAAUCAUUCAUAGAGACAUCAAGGCUUCAAACAUUUUACUGUCUGAAGAGUUUGAGCCCAAGAUAUCCGACUUCGGUUUAGCGAAAUGGCUUCCGUCUGAAUGGAGCCAUCAUUCGAUUGCUCCAAUAGAAGGAACAUUCGGACACUUAGCACCGGAGUAUUUUAUGCACGGAGUCGUGGAUGAGAAGACGGAUGUAUUUGCGUUCGGUGUCUUUUUACUAGAGCUCAUCUCCGGCAAGAAGCCUGUGGAUGGUUCUCAUCAGAGUUUGCACAGUUGGGCCAAACCUAUACUAAAUAGAGGAGAUACAAAAGAGGUGAUUGAUCCAAGGAUUGGAGAGGACUAUGAUGUAAUACAACUCAAUAGACUUGCUUUUGCAGCCUCCCUCUGCAUCAGAGCUUCUCCAAUUUGGCGCCCGACCAUGAGUGAGGUGUUGGAGGUAAUGUCAUUGGAUGAAGAGAUAGACAAGGGAAAAUGGACGAUGCCUGACGAAGAGGAAGAUCAAGACGAGUUCUGGGGUUUCGAGGAUCUUGAAUGUGAAUGUGAAUGCGACGAUUCUUCUUGCUCGACCUCCCCACACGACUCGGCCUCAACCGGGAGUUGCUAUAACCAUAAGACCGGUUCCGUUCUUGCAGUAAUUUGACAUGUACAUAUCAUAAUAUCGGAAUCUUUGUCUCAUCCGCUUAGGUACGGUGAUGAACAAGUAGUUUAUGGAUCAUUGGUUGUGAAUACGGUAAUGUUAUAAAAUGAAAUACUGAUAUCAUCGUGUAUGAUCAGACGAUGAUAUAUAUCAGUAAAAAUUUAAGACAAUAGCAAUGAAUUAUGAUAUGACAAAUGAUUGAUUCA
Molecule: messenger RNA, 1814 nt
Organism: Sesamum indicum (sesame)
Lineage: Eukaryota; Viridiplantae; Streptophyta; Magnoliopsida; Lamiales; Pedaliaceae
Product: Protein kinase superfamily protein
Biological process (GO): protein phosphorylation
Molecular function (GO): ATP binding; protein kinase activity
Source: RefSeq, a predicted model, not a curated record